CGUCAUUUCAGUACAUCCACAUCACUGGUUCGCCGGGCGGGAUUUCCGCAAUAAUAUCAAGUAUGGCGAAGACAUACGACUAUUUGUUUAAAUUACUAUUAAUCGGCGACUCUGGAGUCGGGAAGACCUGUGUCCUCUUCAGGUUUUCAGAAGACGCCUUCAACUCCACGUUUAUCUCAACCAUAGGCAUUGAUUUCAAGAUUAGGACCAUAGAGCUUGACGGCAAGAAGAUAAAGUUACAGAUAUGGGAUACGGCUGGCCAGGAACGCUUCCGAACAAUCACAACAGCCUACUACAGAGGAGCUAUGGGCAUCAUGCUUGUCUACGACAUCACCAACGAGAAGUCAUUUGAAAAUAUCAAGAACUGGAUAAGGAACAUAGAGGAGCAUGCAUCAUCUGAUGUUGAGAAGAUGGUCCUCGGCAACAAGUGUGACAUCAAUGAAAAGCGGCAGGUGUCUAAAGACAGGGGGGAGAAGCUUGCAUUAGAGUAUGGAAUCAAGUUCAUGGAGACAAGUGCAAAGGCCAACAUCAACGUGGAAAAUUCCUUUUUGACACUCGCCAGAGACAUCAAAUCAAAAAUGGACACAAAGUUGGAGGGCAACACGCCGCAGGGGAGCAGUCACGGAGUCAAGAUCUCAGAGCCUCAGAAAAAGUCCAGCUUCUUCCGCUGUAGCUUACUCUGAGGACCGAGGCCUUCGAUACUGGCUUCCAGCUGGCUGGACAAAAAUGGACUGUGCUUGCUCUUAGCACUUCCUUCCCCUUCCUUCUUUCUACCCAGUCCACACAAACCAUUAUAUUCCUAUUAAGAGGAGGACUUCCCCUCCUCUCUUCCUCUUCUGAAAGCUUCCAGUGGUGCAUCUCUUCCUUUUUAAGGAGAUCUGUUGUCUUCGUGGGUCAGAGUGCUUGACCGGUUGAGAUAAAAACCAGGAGCAUUGACCAGAUGUUCCUUAUCACACAGGCUUUUUCAUCUGAUGUUAGUCUCUCUGUACUACGCCCUCAUAUUUCACUUGGCUAGUAGCACAACUGAAGAUGAGAAAACGUUAAAUUAAUGUUCUGGGAUUACAGAUACAAAUGUGACAUUUAGAACUAUUUUUAAUAGUGUUAUUUCCCUUUUGAGUGAUAAACAUCAACCAAGACUGAAAGGCUUGAACUGAAGUGAAACAGAGUUGCACAUGCUUUCAUUGUCAUUUGAGGAGUUAAGACGCGUAUCAUGCAUAAGGCAGUCAGGGGUCAUAGAGGAAGUGCAUUGAGAGAUUUUACAUUUGAGUUCACUUCUCAGUUUGCUGGUCGUCAUUGACAAUCAUUUGAAUGCAACUUAAAAUACGUUUGGACAUCCGACCCUGUUCAUCGCCGCCUGCCUUCCACUCUUUUAUGUUUUUGCAGCAGCUGUCAUGUUGAAAGGCAGUUUGGCAAUCCAGAUUUGUCUUUUAGAUAAACUUCUGCUGGCAAAUUUUUUGGGUGAGGUGAAGUGUUCCUGCUGUAGCUUUCUCUGGUGUAGUGACCUGAAGGAAAGUAUUGUAUGCAUUGUUACCCUUUUAUUUUUUACAAAGAAAUAUCAAGAUGUUCUCCCCCUCCCCGUUAUAAUUCAAAUAAUCCUUCAAAAGUAAGACCAGCGUGUAAUAAGAGUGAAAAAUGGCUAUUAAAGUCAAGGUGACAUCUUUAAAUUGGAAAAUGUUGUCGAAUCAACAGAAAAACCCAAAAGCAUUCAAUCUAGAAUCGCAUACAUCAAGAAAACCCUCACAUUUGAGAAGCUUGAACAUUAAAAUAUCGAGUUUAAAUAAAGUUGCAUCAUUUCUUUUCUCUCCGAUGAUUGUUUCAAACGUUUGCCUUUAAUUUGACUUCAAGGUGUUGUAGCAGCUCUGAUUCACAGUCAAGCUAAAUGACGUCUCUGGUUAUUUGAUCAGCAAUUAAAAAUCACUUUUGAAGUUUCGCACUGUAAGCCUCCGACCCCCCCCCCCCCCCCCCCCUCCUGCUAUCCAUGCAGCUCUCCUUGCACUUUACCAGUAACUCGUGUUUUGUGUGUAGUCUGUGCCAAGUGAUAGUUUUGCAAUACAAGUACUUAGUUAAAAACAUUUUGAGUCUUGGUAAUAUAUUGGGCAUCAUUUUUUUUUUUUACCACCCUUACUUAUAAAUGACUUGAUAUCCUUUGCUAUUUCACUGCUAGUGAUCCACUGUCCUGGUAUUAGUUCACUGAAAAACAUUGCCCCAAUGUACUUAUAUAUAUUUAUAUAAAGGAAAGAAAAAAAAGCCAGCCUGUUUCUAUGCUACUGCCCUGCCAAAUUAUAGUUUAAAAUGGAUGUUUUCUUGGCUUAUCACACCAACGCUGGCUUGGUGAAAGCUGAACGAUGCUCCCACUAGUAUUAUUGUACUCUUUCCUGUGCGUUUGUGUUUGAUCGUGGCCCCUUGAGUUUGACAGCUAGGUGGCACCAGAGGCACAGUAUGCACUAUAGAUGAAUACCUGAACUCAAAUUUUAAUCAGUAUUUUAUUAGGAGCGCGAGCCACAGUGAGCUAGACCUGUGCGAUCCAAACAUGUACCCGCUAUUUGACAUCUUUUUCCACUGUUCCUCUUGUUUCCUUCAUUCAUUCGUCACCAGUCUGAAAAUCAAACUCCUGUAUGCACAAUAUCGAGGGAGGAUCUGCUUCUGCUUGCCUGCACUUUUUGUUUUUUUAUUGUUGUUAUCAAUUCAUUUGGGACCUCAUUACUACCAUGGCCAUUUGUCUUAACUGCUAAUACUCAGUUCUGUCAUAGGUGAGCUAUGCAUUGUGAAUCUUGGACCUGAGCAUCUGUGUGUGAUGUCUUUUUCAGACGUAGACCUGUACAGUUGAAUGUAUGGGCUUUUCUUUAGUGUCACUCUUUGAGCCAAAAACAGGACUGUAGAAACGGCAUUGCUACAACAAUGUGAGUGGAGUUUAUCAUGAUGGAAGGUUGAAUAGGGACAUCCUGUAGAUGUGGAGGGAGUGCUGUUUUCUCACUCGAGUGAUACUGUAGCUUUAAUUCAUCAACAGAAACGUAGGGAGCAGACUUUAGUGAGACGCGGCACGGCGUCAUUUUCAUCUGGAAUGAUACUCCCUCUUUGAUUUUUGUUUUUUAAUCAUAUCCUUUACUAACAUACUGUACAUCCCUUUUUACAGCCAUAUUUUCAUUCCAUUAAUUUGUGAAGGACACAGGGAGAAUAAUAAAAAUACAUUUUGAAGAAAAACAAGUGAAAAAAACAUUGUAAAUAUCACAUUGAGAAAAAAAAAGAGAUCUACUUAAAUUGUACUGUACUUUCUAAACCCAUAUGAAAAUAUAUCUACAGUUUGUAGAUAUCUGUACUUUUGAUUUAAUAAAAUAAGAUUAUAAAACUAA
Molecule: messenger RNA, 3350 nt
Organism: Eleginops maclovinus (Patagonian blennie)
Lineage: Eukaryota; Metazoa; Chordata; Actinopteri; Perciformes; Eleginopidae
Product: ras-related protein Rab-8A-like
Exons: 8
Coding region: 63-683 (206 amino acids)
Biological process (GO): protein secretion; cilium assembly; neurotransmitter receptor transport to postsynaptic membrane
Cellular component (GO): trans-Golgi network transport vesicle; plasma membrane; synaptic vesicle
Molecular function (GO): GTP binding; GTPase activity
Source: RefSeq, a predicted model, not a curated record